This is a messenger RNA of Macrosiphum euphorbiae (potato aphid), 597 nucleotides long. The record is from the annotation of a GenBank genome assembly. NCBI's taxonomy places the organism in Eukaryota, Metazoa, Arthropoda, Insecta, Hemiptera, Aphididae.
AUGAGUUUAACUUUAAGGUACAUUGAUAAGAAAAAUAACAUUUAUGAUCAUUUCGUUGGUUUUAUCAAUUGCCAUGAUACAUUUAAUAAAAACCAGACUGCCAUUCCAAAUAAUGAUUUGUCAGAUACAUUGAUUGAUGACCAUUUAUCUAAAAAACCGAAGCUAACAGGAAAUGUACUUGGAAAUAUAGUAGUAUCAGAGUUAAAAGAAAUGUCACUUCACCUUAAAAACUGUAUAGGAAUUGGCACGGAUGGUUGUUCUGUAAUGACGUCAGUGUCAAGAGGAGCUGUGCAAGAAGUCCAGAAAAGCUGUCCAAAUGCUAUAUACAGCCCUUGCACUAAUCACGCUCUAAACUUAUCAAUUUGUAAAACAUCGAAAGUCCAAAUCGUUAGAAAUACUAUUUCAUUUUUUCAUUUAUCUUCCAAAAGGAAUUUCAUCUUGAAAAAUAACCUUAAAAGUUCCAAAAGUUCUAAGACAUCAUUAACCAGUUUGUGUGUUACACGUUGCGUAGAACGUCACACUAUUAUAAUAGACUUUGAAACCAACAUGUCAGAAAUUAUAGAAAGUCUAACACAUAUAUCUCAAUGGACAGAAUAA